CAGUGCAAUGCAUUCUGACGUUUCUCUCGCUCACACAGCUGUUGAGGUUGAGGAGCGAAGCUUGCGCAGCUCUGCAUGAAAUUACUGAUAAUUCAAAGGCGCGCGCCGAGAACACCAUGCAUCCUGAUUUGGAACAGCCUGGAGAGGGGGUGUCCAUACCUUUCAUGUGCUGUCGGAGAAAACACUUUGCGUAAUUUACCCAGGAAUGCACCUUGAAGAAGGCAGCCAUUCUGGAGCCGAGCGCUUUAUUUUGAAACAGUGGGUCUUUUCCAGUCAGUUUCUGCUUCAACGAUCUGUUUUCAAUAAGGAUGUACAGAACAUCUAAUCAACCAUAAAAGGCUGGAGAUAUCAAAGUGGAAAUGUUACUGUAGGAAAUAAAGUGGGGACUGUGACUGUGCGCAUUCUGGUUUCUCCCAACGAAAGCCAGUAGUCUAUAUGGUUACGCGCACGUUGUGCUUUGUGAGAACAAGACAUCAACCAACCGAAGAUGGUCCGGUUUGUUCUUUGUGCCUUAAUAUUAGCUUUGGCUGACUUGAAUUAAAGAAUAACUGUAGACCUAUAUAACAUCCGUGGAAUUGACCGUUUAUUCCCCACCGUUCAAAUGCUGGAAUGGCUAGUGGUUUUGUGUAUUGUGAUUCUGGUGGCCGUUAUUUGGCCAGCUUCGAAAUAUUUUGGUACCCAGGGCGAGCCAGACGCACUCCUCCAGAGGCUCGGAAUUUCACGGCGGCAAACGAAGGAGAGGGUCUCGGAGAGGUGCGUCUCAGACCGGGAGGUCCCGGGGGACUGUGCUAAUGCCCAGACACCGGACUUGGAAGGUGAGAAUAAAGUCCCCGCUGUUGCGCUGAUAUGCAAACCCUCGGCGCUGGCCAACUAUCUCCUCAAACACUGCAGGACUUUCAGCAAUUUCACGGCGUGCACCGGAUGGACAUGGCGGGCGAGUGCGUUUCUUCAGACAGUCUACGGCGCGUGCUGGCCGUACAAGAGCCGGGUGCAUUUCGUGCGAGACUACUUGCAGUUGAGUGACGAUGGUCUCGUGGCACUGGACUGGGCAGUAUCGGUGGCCGGUGCGUCGUACCAGAAACGGAGGAGAACCUCGAGUAAUUCCACGAGCCCAAUCCUCCUCAUCAUACCCAACUCUUUCGGGAAAAUCACUAGAAAUGUGCUGAAGCUCUGUGAGGUGGCGUUGUCCCAUGGCUACCUACCCGUGGUGUUUAACCGGCGCAGCCACAACGCCACCCCCCUCAGCACCGUCAAGCUGCAGCAGUUUGGUGACCCGGGUGACCUACGCGAGGCCGUGCGCUACGUGCGCUACAGGCAGCCUGUGAGCCGGCUGUACGCGGUGAGCGAGAGCACCGGGUCCGGUCUCCUCCUCUCCUACCUGGGAGAGUGUGGUUCAUCCAGCUACGUGACGGCCGCCGCCUGCCUCUCGCCAGUGUUCCGCUGCCAGAGCUGGUUUGAGAAAGGACCCAUCUGGCCCCUACACUGGGCUCUGGUGACUUACCAGAGGAUAUGCCUCAGCAGGUACAGGACAGUGCUGGGUGAGACAGUGCACACCGACACCCUUUUCUCCAGCUGUUCCCUGCGUGGCCUGGAGGAGGUGCUGUUCUGCCAGCAGCCAGGCCCUAAAGGAGCCCUGGCCCUAGCAGUGGGCACCAGCAGCAGCAGUGGGGGAGCCUGGGAGGCCUACUGGGAACGCAAUGAACCCCUCCGGGACGUAGACGAAGUCGCCAUCCCCGUUCUGAGUGUCUGUGCUCAGGAUGACCCUAUCAGAGGAGACCCCCAGUCUACCCUACCCCUGGAACUCUUCGAGAGCAACCCCCACUUCUUCCUGCUGCUGACCACCAGGGGGGGACACUGUGGCUUUAACACCCAGGAAGGGAGUGCUUUCUCUGGGGGAGUGACCAGUGGAGGGACCCCUGGGACUAGCUGGAGUCACCAGGCCCUGCUGGAGUUCUUCAGGGCCACCACGGACUUCAUUGCGGCAGAGGAGAGGGCUAAGCAGGCUGCCAGACGGAGGGGCCUGGGGGGUAGCAGCCAGGGCAAAGUCUUCAGACAUCGUAGUGUCAGUACCUGUAAGAGGCUGCCCGCAUGCUCACAUAAUAUACACACUAUCUACAACUGGCAGAGGUCUUAUACACGAUGAGCUGGGGUGAUGAUAUUGGAUAUUAUGGAUGAUAAGGGAUUGAUAUUAUGGAUGAUAAGGGAUUGAUAUUAUGGAUGAUAAGGGAUUGAUAUUAUGGAUGAUAAGGGAUUGAUAUUAUGGAUGAUAAGGGAUUGAUUUUAUGGAUGAUAAGGGAUUGAUUUUAUGGAUCAGAAGGGAUUGAUAUUAUGGAUGAUAAGGGAUUGAUAUUAUGGAUGAUAAGGGAUUGAUAUUAUGGAUGAUAAGGGAUUGUAUCUGCAGAACAAGAGAGCUUUGCAUUUAAGGGCUGAAAAUGAAUGUGUGCCCCAGCCACCUGGGUAAUUGUUGGAACAGGGUUUCAUCGACACACACACACUCUCAGAAAUUGAAGAUGAACACUUCAAAACACACUAGGGGUAACCAGAAAAGUCUGUGUGUGUGUGUGUUUGUGUGCGUUUGUUCCCGCCCGAUGACUGUCCAAAAAUGCCCAUCUGGACACUGGACUACCAGUAUUUCUCUGACGAGCCAAUCAGAUUCAAGAGGAAAAUUUGUGUAAUGAUAUUGUGAUAUUUUGCUGAACUGGGUGGAACCUGUUGGGUCUGUGGGUUUUCCCACAUGUUGUAAUUCAAACUCUGACUGAGGUUUGUUGAAUGUAGCUGGAAUUUACAACUUUGAAUUGGCACUGUUAGUGACAUGAUGAUUUUCCUGUAGAUUUCUCAACAAUGUUAAACCUCUGUUAAAUGAUGUGAAUGAUUGGUAAGGAACAAUGUAAUAAAACAAAACUAUGAGGGAACAUGUAUCAUGCAAGCAUUUCAUUUUGGUCACAUACUGUAAUUAUGUCUGGACACAAAUGAACAGUAACACUGUAACAUUGUAUGAAUUACAGUUACUGUAUGUGGAACUUUAAGUACUGUACAAUACUUUACGUGUCAUACUUUGAGACUAUGUAAAGCAGAGUUCUAUUUGUCUGAGGAUUCAUAAAACGCAUGGAGUGUUUUCCAUUUAGACCACUAAAAUAGCUGUAUGCCCAGAGCGAUGCCACUGUCAUUGUGUGUAUGUCUGUGUGUGUGUGUGGUGCGCGUACGUGUGUGUGUACCUCUGUGUGUGGGUCUUCGUGUGCGUGUGUGUCUGUGUGAUCUAAUUAGACAUCUCUCCGCAGUGUGUCCCUACAGAUCCUCAUCCACUCAGACAGCUGCUACUGCUGGACCAUAGCUUCAGUUAACAUCUAACCCUUUACAAAAUACACUCUACCUUUCCUUGGAGGCAUCUUUGGGAGCAAUUUCCAAACGCCUGAAGGUACUAC
Molecule: messenger RNA, 3422 nt
Organism: Oncorhynchus tshawytscha (Chinook salmon)
Lineage: Eukaryota; Metazoa; Chordata; Actinopteri; Salmoniformes; Salmonidae
Gene: abhd15a
Product: abhydrolase domain containing 15a
Exons: 3
Coding region: 602-2143 (513 amino acids)
Molecular function (GO): short-chain carboxylesterase activity; monoacylglycerol lipase activity
Source: RefSeq, a predicted model, not a curated record